Gossypium arboreum is the source of this 751-nucleotide messenger RNA. Its product is annotated as 40S ribosomal protein S15a-1. Bases 165 to 557 code for a protein of 130 amino acids. NCBI's taxonomy places the organism in Eukaryota, Viridiplantae, Streptophyta, Magnoliopsida, Malvales, Malvaceae. Gene Ontology annotation, biological process: translation. Gene Ontology annotation, cellular component: cytosolic small ribosomal subunit; ribosome. The record is from RefSeq and is a predicted model, not a curated record. Gene Ontology annotation, molecular function: structural constituent of ribosome. The transcript is spliced from 4 exons.
AGGCCCGCAUAAAACCCUAAGCCCUAAAAGUCUUACUAUGUUGCACCCGCCCCUUUAAAAGCCAAAAACCCUAAUAAUUUGUCCCUCUUCACUCUCCUCAAGCAACUUUGACGCAGCUGCUAUUUCUUUUUUGUGGUUUUCAGCAGCAGCUUGUAUUUGGAAGAAUGGUGAGGGUGAGCGUUUUGAAUGAUGCACUCAAGAGCAUGUACAAUGCAGAGAAGAGGGGGAAACGACAGGUCAUGAUCCGACCGUCCUCGAAGGUGAUCAUUAAGUUCCUUUUGGUCAUGCAGAAACAUGGUUAUAUUGGGGAGUUUGAGUAUGUUGAUGAUCAUAGAUCUGGUAAAAUUGUGGUUGAAUUGAAUGGGAGGCUGAACAAGUGUGGGGUGAUCAGUCCUCGUUUUGAUGUCGGAGUUAAGGAGAUUGAGGGUUGGACUGCUCGGUUGCUUCCUUCAAGACAGUUUGGUUAUAUUGUGCUCACAACAUCAGCUGGAAUUAUGGACCAUGAAGAAGCCAGAAGAAAGAAUGUUGGUGGGAAAGUACUUGGCUUCUUCUACUGAGAAAUUUGCCUUUUUCAUUUUGAAUCGAACUCAUAUUAUUAAGAUGGCAUCUUUUUGUAGUUCAGCAAUUAUGGUUUUAAUGUUUUGUUUACGAUUAUGAAUUGUUGGGUUGGUAAGAGAUUUUGUCUAUUUGGGAGUUUCAUAUAUGAUUGUUAUGUUUUUAAAGCAUUUUACGCAGGAUUGGUGGGGUAAAA